UUUCUCUGGAUGUCAGACAGUCUGAGAAAAACUCAACUGUAGGUCAAAUUCGAGAUACUUUAUUUUAAAUGCGCUCCAAAGCGUUAGUCUUGACUAGUUUAGGGUUGGAAGUUUGGUGGGAGUAAGAGCGUAGUAACGGGACGGGAUUGGAAAGUAGGGAGCUUUCUGUAAAGAAUCUAAUGAACCGCGCAAAAAGUUAGACAUUAAGUGGGAUCUUUACGGGAAUAAGAAAACCUGAAGAUUUAAACAAUGACUGAGAAAGAGUUGGUGAUUGACGACAUCAUAACAGAUGCAAUGGCUACUCCAUCUCCAGCCAAGAGUAUGGGCGACCCAGGCAUCACGCCACUUUCCCCCACACAUGUACUGAAGGACUCAGAAGAGAAUGAGCCUACGAGGCACCCCUACGUGGUGGUGGUGGCCAUCGACUUUGGCACCACCUCCAGUGGCUACGCAUAUGCCUUCACUAAAGAACCAGAGUGUAUUCACACUAUGAGGCGCUGGGAGGGUGGAGACCCAGGUGUGUCCAAUCAAAAGACGCCCACCACCAUUCUACUGACCCCAGACAAGAAGUUCCACAGUUUUGGAUAUGCAGCCCGAGAUUUUUACCACGACCUGGAUCCGGCCGAGUCUAAGCAAUGGCUCUACCUGGAGAAGUUUAAAAUGAAACUUCACACCACUGCAAAUCUAUCCAUUGAUACAGAUUUACAUGCGGCCAAUGGGAAAAAGGUGAAAGCUCUGGAUAUUUUUGCUUAUGCCCUGGCCUUUUUUAAGGAGCAGGCUCUUAAGGAGCUGAGCGACCAAGCAGGGGCGGAUUUUGAUAAUGCUGAUGUCAGAUGGGUCAUCACUGUACCGGCCAUCUGGAAGAUGCCGGCCAAGCAGUUUAUGAGAGAGGCAGCGUAUAAGGCUGGUCUGGUUUCUCGUGACAAUCCUGAUCAGCUGAUCAUUGCUCUGGAACCAGAGGCUGCAUCCAUUUACUGCAGGAAGCUCCGCCUCCACCAAAUGGUUGAUUUGGGCACCAAAACAGCCCUGAACGGUUACAGCCCAACGGAGAACAUUGGGGUGGGAACGGCCCAGGCCAAGGAGCAUGUGCGCCGUAACCGACAGAGCCGCACAUUUCUGGUGGAGAAUGUCAUAGGAGAGCUCUGGUCUGAACUCACUGAAGGUGACCGUUAUGUGGUGGUGGAUUGUGGAGGAGGGACAGUGGAUCUCACCGUGCAUCAGAUCCGGCUGCCGGAAGGGCACUUGAAGGAGCUUUACAAAGCUUCAGGAGGCCCUUACGGCUCUAUCGGUAUAGAUUAUGAAUUUGAGAAGCUCCUGUGUAAGAUAUUCGGUCAAGAUUUCAUCGACCAGUUUAAGAUCAAGCGUCCGGCCGCCUGGGUGGAUCUGAUGAUCGCGUUUGAGUCUCGUAAGAGGGCCGCGACUCCUGACCGAAGCAACCCACUAAAUAUUAACCUGCCCUUCUCUUUCAUCGACUACUACAAGAAAUUCAGAGGACACAGCGUGGAGCAUGCACUGAGGAAGAGCAAUGUGGACUUUGUGAAGUGGUCUUCACAGGGCAUGCUGAGAAUGAGUCCAGAUGCGAUGAACGCACUGUUCAAACCAACUAUAGAUCACAUUAUACAGCACCUGACUGAGUUAUUCGAAAGACCGGAGGUGACCGACAUCAAGUUCCUUUUCCUGGUGGGUGGAUUCGCAGAGUCUCCACUACUGCAGCAGGCGGUUCAGAAGAUGCUUCAGGGCCGCAGUCGAAUUAUCAUUCCGCAUGAUGUGGGGUUGACCAUCCUCAAAGGUGCGGUGUUGUUCGGCCUGGAUCCCAGCGUCAUAAAGGUGCGGCGCUCUCCACUCACUUACGGCGUUGGCGUCCUUAACCGUUUUAUAGAAGGGAAGCACCCGCCGGAGAAGAUGCUUGUGAAGGACGGUACACGCUGGUGCACCGACGUUUUCGAUACGUUCAUCUCUGCCGAUCAGUCAGUGGCGCUGGGUGAAACGGUAAAACGCAGCUACACACCGGCAAAGCCAUCACAACAGGUGAUUGUAAUCCAUGUAUACUGCUCAGAAAAAGAGUCGGUCAGUUUCAUCUCGGACCCAGGUGUGAGGAAGUGCGGUACGUUGAAGCUGGAUGUGAGCGGUACCGAGAGUCCAGCGACACGAAGAGAGAUCCAGACGCUCAUGCAGUUCGGAGACACUGAGAUAAGAGCCAUGGCUAUCGACGUGGCAACCUCUCGCAGUGUCAAAGCUAGCAUCGAUUUCCUUAGCCAGUAAAAGAAGAUGAGAAAUGAGUAAACGACACUGCAGAAACUCAGUGUUUUAGUCAUGUUUUCCAGUAAAAUAUCCCGACAUCCUUAAAACAAGAUACAUUUGUUUUGUUUUUUAAAAUUGCUUAUGCAUAAGUUGAUCAGAAGUGACAGUAAAGACAUUUAUAAUGUUACGAAAGAUUAAGCAGAACAACUGUUUUCAAGAAAUGUUACUUGAGCACCAAAUCAGCAUUUAGAAUGAUUUCUGAAGAAUCAUGUGACACUAAAGACUGGAGUAAUGAUGCUGAAAAUUCAGCUUUGCUAUCACAGGAAUAAAUUACUUUUAAAAUAUAUUUAAAAAAUAAUAUAUCAUGCAGUUUUGCUUCUCAAGUUAAUAUUUAUUGUUUAAAGGAUGUUUAGAUAUUUUGACUGGAAAAUAUGACAAAAUACUGACACAAAAUAUUUUUUGCAGUGUAGAAGGAUAGAGAAAAGAAAGAGAAAACUAAAAAGAGAUGGAGCGAGAAAUGAAGUUUGUAGGUUUGGAGUCUCAACUAAUACAUCCAUGUUUGCCGACCUUCCAUGUGACAUUUGCUUGAAUAACUCUGCCAUUCAUGUUAUUUUAUUUGGUUAUUUUAGUUUCCAAAUACACAACUGGACUCAACUUAAGAAAGAAAUGAAUCUCUCAUAUUUGGCCAAAGUUGAGUUCAUUUCACUCAUUUUUACCAUUGCUUACUUCAUCUAGACUCAGUCCGUUCUUCUCUGUAUGCUUCUAUUAUAGUCUAUUUGUAUAGUCUGGCUAUGGCUAUUUUCUGCACAGAGAUGCACACUCUGCAUGGAUAGAGCCACAAUACAGCUUUGUACUGCUAGUAGUGCAAUUUGCGAUAGCACCUUGUAUUAACUUAGUAAGUCAAGUUCAGGUUAAGGCAGUUACAUCAGUCUUAUUUACACAUCAUGGCAGAAAUAUAACAUCGUUCUCCUACGAAAUGUACUACUUUGCUCUGAAACUCUGGCCUAUUAUCUUCAAAGCUCAGUCCAGAACUAGUUCGUUCAUUCAUUUAGGUUACAAUGAGGAGGUAAAGCAGAUGGUUUUGGCUGCUGGACUGACUGGAGACCAAUUUGUUAGUCUGAAACAGAAACUCAAUAUGUUAGGACUAACUUUAAGAACGGUACCGUUCAGAAUCACCGAUCAAACCUGAGCUACAGAUCACAAAGGUGCUGAUGCCCGUGACACAAUUACUGUCGGUUUUUCACACUAGUGCUACGUGGCAAAACACAAUAAAAAUCUCAGCUUUUUAUUGUUCUUACGUUUCGUUAUCUUGACUUUUUGUGUUUCUUUUUUUGCAUGUCAAGGCAUUUUAGGAGUUCUGAACACUUACAUUGACUCCACUUAGCUGACGUUGAGGGUGCCAUUUCGUUUGUCCCAAAAUUCAGCAUAUCUUUUCAUAUUGUUGGUCAGUAUGUCACUCUAAGCGGAAUGAGAAAGCAUAAAUCCUAGAAUGUGAAUUUUAAUCAUCAUUUGAAGUGGCAGUGACAGAGAAGCCACUAGCUGCAUUUACAUCAUGAUUUGAAAGGAUAGCCAUCGCUAUAUGCUAGUUGCCUUUAAUCCUGCUCUUAUAGAAAGAGAAGCCACUGAUUUUUUUCUUCUGUUUUUAUUUUUUACUUUUAUUUAGGAGAUUAUUUUGGAGAAUAUGUGACAAAUGAAAAUGUUUAUUUCUGUAUAUACAGUAUUUAAAGAUAUUGUACAGAUUUUUAGCAUUGUUUUAGCAUUAGCGGCUUUAUGAGCAGUGUGUGUAUGCAGGCCUUAAGAGCACACAUUCUUUCUUCCACUCUCACCAGCCUUCACAUGGAUACUAAACUCGAAUAUUACCCUAAACUAAACCCAAACAUAACCACAAAAACUGAAACUACAUUCCCAAAACCAUAACCCCAACCUAAACCCAUAUUUAGAGCAAAACAAUCCCACUUACUUUUUAUCUUAACCCCAUACAAACCUCUAAUUCCAAACUUGUAGUUCCCAUUUCCCAAUCUUAGAUGUGGUUGUGUGAAUUGCCUUUGUUGCUCUAUUUUUAGUAUCACAAGACUUGAAAACCUUUGACCUUAACAACUUUACUCGCAGUUAUCAUUUGAAAUAAGACAUGUAACAUGGUGUAUUUUGGUUUGGGGAAAUGAGGUGACUGAUAGUUUAUGGUGUGUAUGUGGUCAAAUCUUAUUCUGUAGAUGAUAUAACAAAUCACAGGCAAUAGUUGUGCUUUUGGUUUGGAAGAUACUGAGAUAACGCUAAAAAAUAAAAGCAAUAAAUUUAUUGCAAUGUGACGUUCCACGUGUUAUUCCCACAUGCUCCAUCAUGCUAUUCUGCCAGUGUGAAGUCCGUGUGUCAAAGCUUCAGCUGCAAAACUGUAAUGUUGCUAUGAAAAUGUAUUAAUCAACAUUUUUAGAUCAUUGAGGUGAUGAUAACUGAAUAUUUUUAUCAUUUUAUCACAUGUCCUUUGAAAGUCAGCAUGUGGAUCGAUGUAACAUUUAUUUUUGCCGUUCUUGGAAAAAUAUACGUCAGCCAAUUGCUUUUCAAUGGAUUUGCAUUGCAAUGUAAGACAAGAAGCGCCAAAUCGUUCUUGCACAGGACAAUUUAAAAUUUGUGAUAAUAGCACAGAUCCUGGAUCAAAAACAUGAUGGAUUAAAAGUAUUUCUCAAAUCAUACCGAGCAUCUGCCAGUGUGACUAUAGAUUAUGAAUAAAAUAUCAUCAAACAAUGUAAUAUCAUUGAAAAUGGAAAAAAUAGCAAGCUACACACAGGAUAAAACGCUAAAGCUUCUCUAAAUGUAAUCUGGAUUUGCUGCUCAUGUGAUUGUUAUUGCAAAUAAUUGCAUAUGCUCUGCACGAUUCGCAUGAGUGACCAAAAAUGACAAGUAUUUUUUGGUUAGGUUCAUUUAAAUAUUCUAUUUUAAACUAAAUAGAUCUCUGGAUAAUAAAACCCAUGCUACCACACAUCACUCUCUCAUCAUUGGCUGUACAAGGCAGUAGAAGGGAUGUCAUCACAUGUGAUAGAUGUACAUAUAGAAAUACACCAAACAAACAUGUGCAGAUUUGUGGAGUAAGCACACCUUUUUUGCUCUGAGAGUAUUAUAUAGGGUGAAUGUUAAAAAAUAAAAUCUUGUUCCCCUGGUUUAGUAGUGUUGCUUUUGUUCUUAACUUGUUUUGCACCAUACUGGUUCAUAGGCAGCUUUGCUAUUUUUUUAUUUUAUUUUUUUAUUAAUAACACAAUGUAUAGCCUCUUUAUGAAAUGUAGUUAUUGCUAUGAUAAGCUUGUAAAAUCACAUAAAAAGCACUAUCAUUUUGUUCUUUGGUUUUUCAGUUUCCUUUUGAUCACUCUGUCUGAAGUAUUAAACUGCUUAUCCCUGUUGGGGUGACGUUUGCUAAUAAUUCACUGUGAAUUUGAUUUUGAAUGGUUUUUUAAUAUUACUUUAUUUAACUGGGUUUAGCUAAAAAAAAUGUACCAGGUCAUAGGGCAUGAAAAAACAAAGGAAUUUCACUGUUUGCUAGAUUCUGUGCUUUGAAAGUCACCUAGUCAUUCACUUAGAUCCAAGACGGCUGCUCAUCCCUAGAGCUGAUGUAGACUUUCACUCACAAACUAUACCUACAGUAAUGAGUUGUUUUUAAUUAUUGGAUAAAGUGUCACUGCUCUUGCCAUAUGCACAUCAAAAAAAGAUUUGCAGCUGUAUUCCAAUCAAUGCCAAGUACUAACAGCCAAAAUGUCACCCAAUAAAAAGUAUGUGUAUUUCAAAAAGAG
This is a messenger RNA of Ctenopharyngodon idella (grass carp), 6017 nucleotides long. RefSeq names its product heat shock protein 12A (gene hspa12a). The record is from RefSeq and is a predicted model, not a curated record. Bases 250 to 2262 code for a protein of 670 amino acids. NCBI's taxonomy places the organism in Eukaryota, Metazoa, Chordata, Actinopteri, Cypriniformes, Xenocyprididae. The transcript has 12 exons.